Messenger RNA from Lontra canadensis (Northern American river otter), 717 nucleotides. It is a transcript of the gene KHDC3L, whose product is annotated as KH domain containing 3 like, subcortical maternal complex member. Gene Ontology annotation, molecular function: RNA binding. Gene Ontology annotation, cellular component: apical cortex; protein-containing complex. The transcript has 3 exons. The coding region runs from base 1 to 717 and encodes 238 amino acids. The record is from RefSeq and is a predicted model, not a curated record. Lineage: Eukaryota; Metazoa; Chordata; Mammalia; Carnivora; Mustelidae.
AUGGCCACUCCCAGACGGUUUCCGACGCUCGUGCAGCUGGAGCAGCGAGAAGGGGCGCUGUUCACGGUGCUCGGUAACCUCACCAAGCGGCCCUACUGGUUCCACUUGGAGUAUCUGAAGAGUCCGAAGGCAGUUCGCCUCGAGGCGUGGCUGGUGGAAGCGAUCUUCGGCCGGGGAGGAGAGCACAUCCCGCACGUCGAGUGUGUGUCGCAGACCCUGCUUCACGUUAAUCAGUGGGACCCCGAGGGCGAGGCUGAGAUCUUGAUAUUUGGUCGGCCUUAUUACCAGAAAGAUGUAUCCAAGAUGAUCAUGAAUUUGGCUGACUAUCACCGCCAACUCCGGGCACAAAGCUCAGAGAAGGUCCCUGUCCAGGACGCAGCGACCCAGCGGUCCCCCGACGCUGCCCGAGAAGCAGCGACCCAGAGCUCCCCGAAGGCCGCCCAGGAGGAGGGGACGCAGCGGUCCCCCGACACCGCCCGCGAGGCGGCGACGCAGCGGUCCCCCGACACCGCCCGCGAGGCGGCGACGCAGCGGUCCCCGAAGGCCGCCCGCGAGGCGGCGACGCAGCGGUCCCCGAAGGCCGCCCGCGAGGCGGCGACGCAGCGGUCCCCCGGCGCAGCCCGCGAGGCGGCGACGCAGCGGUCCCCCGGCGCAGCCCGCGAGGCGGCCACCCAGCGAUCCUCGGACGCUACCCAGGGCCGGGUUACCAGCUCAUGA